Trichoplax adhaerens is the source of this 444-nucleotide messenger RNA. RefSeq lists its product as uncharacterized. The record is from RefSeq and is a predicted model, not a curated record. The transcript has 3 exons. Gene Ontology annotation, cellular component: nucleus. Bases 1 to 444 code for a protein of 147 amino acids. Lineage: Eukaryota; Metazoa; Placozoa; Uniplacotomia; Trichoplacea; Trichoplacidae.
AUGGCUCAAAACCAAACAGAUUUGCCUUUUAUGAGUUAUGUGAGGGCUACAACCCAAGGAGAAGUUUGGGAUCACACAGACAAAAAUAAAUUUAGUCAAUUCGGCUGGAGAUCUGGUAAACGCGAUGAUGUCUAUCGGAAGGGAGUACUAGUAGGUAACUGGGUGGAAGAAAAGCUAGAUCUUACUAGCGUAAGUAAAAGAAAAUGCCUACCAUCACGGUUUUCUCACUACUAUGAAACCACCUACAAUGUCGAAUACGUUUCGAAAAAGUCCCCAGAAAUCGACCACCAAGUUCGCAAGUUAAAAAGUAGAGAUAAAUAUGCCUUUCCUGCUCAUCAACCAGAGUUAGAUCUCCCUCCUCUUAGAAACACAUAUAACACAUUUCUGACAACAUCUGGAGCUGCGUAUGUUGAUCAGUGGAAGAAAUUUGCAAAAACAGCGUAA